Molecule: messenger RNA, 716 nt
Organism: Camellia sinensis
Lineage: Eukaryota; Viridiplantae; Streptophyta; Magnoliopsida; Ericales; Theaceae
Source: RefSeq, a predicted model, not a curated record
UUUUUUUUUAGGAAAAAUUACACAAACAAAUGAGUGGGAAGAAAUUCCAAAUUCCAAAUCAAUGAAAGGACCUAAAAUAAUAACAAAGACAUGGUUUCUGGGACAUUUUUGCCCCUCUACUUCAUCUUCUCAAUCUUACACUUCCAAAAUCUCUUCCAUGCCUCUACAACCACCCUCCACUGCCAGCAGCACCAUCGACAACUACCACCCUCCACUGCCGGCAUCGCCAUCAACGACGUCAACCACCACCAUCAGAAGAGAGAAAAAAAAACGUAGGCCCAUCACUCCCCCUCCCCUGGACUCCCAGCCCCUCUGGGAAGCGAAUGAAAUCCAACUUCGGGGGUUCCCAGAAGCCUUGGAGAAAACCCAGCCCUCUCUGCUCUCAUCAGAUUGGCAAACUCUCUGGCCACAGAUGCAGCAGACCAUUGGAUGCAGCAAACUUAAGGAUAACAAGACAGAUGCGCAAUGUAAUUAGUUCAAGUUCCUAGAUGAAGAUGACGAGAAUGUGACCUCUACAAUUCGUUCCAAUACUCAACCUAAUAGAAGAUUCCGUGGGAUGGAAAUUUUCUUUUUAUUAUUAUUUUUACAUUUUGUUGCAUUUGAAGUAUUUGGUAUUCCAGAUGAAACCUAUGACAGCAUUUGGUUUUCUUGUUUGUACUUAAUGAAUGGAAGUUCCGAAAUAUAUAUAUAUAUAUAUAUAUUUUAAAUUUAACAAA